GACUCCAAACACAGUCGGACACGGUGCCGGUGUUACAGUCAGGUCGGUCCGGGCUCGGAAGUGGGUGAAAGGUCCGUCAGGUAGGACACAUCUCCAACUGUGCGACAGACCAGUGAAGUCAAAAUGUCCAAACAGCCGCAGCCGAUCAGUCCGCUGAAGAACUUCUUCGCCGGAGGGUUUGGGGGUGUUUGCCUCGUCUUUGCCGGACAUCCUCUGGACACCAUCAAAGUGCGUUUACAGACUCAGCCUAAACCCAAACCCGGAGAGAGCCCCCUAUAUGCCGGAACCAUCGAUUGCUGCAAAAAGACUUUAGCCAAAGAGGGUUUGAAGGGACUCUAUAAGGGCAUGGCAGCCCCGAUCAUCGGAGUAACACCCAUGUUCGCUGUCUGCUUCUUUGGAUUCGGGCUCGGCAAGAAGCUUCAACAGAAGACCCCCGAUGACAUUCUUACGUAUCCUCAGCUGUUUGCAGCGGGCAUGUUGUCAGGUGUUUUCACCACGGCCAUCAUGGCUCCAGGAGAGCGCAUCAAAUGCCUCCUACAGAUUCAGGCAUCGAGCGGGGAGGUGAAGUAUGCAGGACCGAUGGAUUGUGUCAAACAGCUGUACAGAGAAUCCGGCAUCAGAGGAAUCUACAAAGGAACUGCUCUGACUCUCAUGAGAGACGUGCCAGCCAGUGGGAUGUACUUCAUGUCCUACGAGUGUUUGAAGAACCUCCUCACACCAGCAGGGAAAAGGUGGUCCACUGAGAUUCCGGUGGGUUUAAAGGAGCUUCUGCAGGGGUACGCUGUGGAGGUACUUCGCCACAGGCCUGCAAACCUGGCUGAAUUUGCAGUGCAGCAUUUCACUUCUGUUCUGGAGAAGCAAAAACAGAAUCAGCGGAUCAAGAAACGAAGCAAACCUGCAAAGAAAGGAGUCACUUUUGAAACUAAUUCGAACAAACCUAAAAAAGAUGAAGAGGAGGAAGAGAAGGAGGAGGACACUGUUAAGUGCACCACUGGUAAAUACAACCGCAGAGUUUCAGUCUGUGCAGAGGCGUACAACCCUGAUGAUGAUGAGGACGGUGACUCAGAGCCACGGGUUGUGCAUCCCAAAACAGAUGAGCAGCGUCGCAGGCUUCAGGACGCCUGCAAAGAUAUUUUACUGUUCAAGACUUUAGAGCAGGAGCAGUUCUCAGAGGUUUUGGAUGGCAUGUUUGAGGUGUUGGUCAAACCACAGGAGCACAUCAUCGACCAGGGAGACGAUGGAGAUAACUUCUACGUGAUAGAAAAGGGUGUGUAUGACAUUCUGGUGCUGAAGGACGGGGUCAAUUUGUGUGUUGGAAAGUACAACAAUAAGGGUAGCUUUGGUGAGUUGGCGCUGAUGUACAACACACCCCGAGCAGCUACAAUCAUCGCCACUGAGGAGGGUGCACUGUGGGGUCUGGAUAGAGCCACUUUUCAUAGGCUGAUAGUGAAAAAUAACGCAAAGAAGAGGAGGAUGUAUGAGACCUUUAUCGAAUCUGUGCCUCUUCUGAAUUCUCUGGAGCUCUCUGAGAGGAUGAAGAUUGUAGAUGUUCUGGGAGCACGAGUGUUCAAAGAUGGAGAGUGCAUUAUAACACAGGGAGACAAGGCUGAUUGUUUUUACAUUGUGGAAUCAGGAGAGGUGAAAAUCCUGAUAAAAAGUAAAACAAAGGCCGGUCAGCAGGACAACACAGAGGUGGAGGUGGCUCGCUGCUCCAGAGGCCAGUAUUUCGGGGAGUUGGCUCUGGUCACCAACAAACCUCGCGCAGCGUCAGUGUACGCUGUGGGAGAAACCAAAUGCUUAGUAAUUGAUGUCCGGGCAUUCGAGCGUUUGCUGGGUCCCUGUAUGGACAUCAUGAAGAGGAACAUCUCCCAGUAUGAAGACCAGCUGGUGGCGCUGUUCGGCUCCAGUGUAGACUUGAAACACUAGGACAGUUAUAUAUGGACUAGUAUUUAAGAGAAGCACAAGCGGCCGCACAUGUAACACAAUCACCUUCAGGUAAAUGUUAGAAAUAGAUGUUUUACUUUUACUAAAAUAUCCUGUUACCUGUGAAAGUGUGAAUUAUCGUUAUGAUUAGAGUCCAAACAUCUGGAGAAAACUGUACAGAUUGCUAAAAGUUUAGUUCAGUGUUUCCUUUUUUCUGAGGACACUUGUUGAAAAAUGACAAACCAUUCACAACAGGUUUCAACUAUCACAAGCAACUCUGUGCAUAAAACAUGAACUUUCCUGACUUUCGUAUUAUAAUGCUUAUUAAAAUAUUGAGUAGAUAAAUCAUUUAGAUUUGAUAAAUCUUUCACUAUACAGCACAAUACUUCAAAUAAUUUUAGAUCAGAGGUAAUACUCAUUUCUUUUCUCUCCUGAAUCUUGUUCAAAAUGUCCUUUUUUUAUUACAAAUGUAUUUGGUGACCUUUACAAAAUCUCCUGCAACCCAUCUACACAAGUCAUUUUAAAAGUCUGAACAAUGAACAAAUACAAAUGAAUUUCUUUCUAAUUGAGGCACUAUUCUUCUGUCCAUUUGUUGUUGGUUGUGAAUACUGUGUACUUAAUGCAGAUCUUUUUUUUUCCAUAUACUCCUUGUAUUAUCUGUUUAGUCAACACUUCACAUGUUCAUACCACAUGAAUCUUAAAACAAAUACAACCAGAAGAGCUACCUAAACUUGAUGGUCUUGCAUAAAAGUGCACAUUAAAGACAAAAAUAAAAGAUUCUAUCUUCAAAAUACAAGUUUCUAGAGUUUGUUUUAUUUGAGUUACAAAAUAUGAAGUGCCAUCAGCACACUCCACAGGAGAGUUUGCCAACCUUCUUGAGUUACAAGUAUUUACACCCAAAAGUCAAAGAUAUCCAUCUAAAUUUCCACACUCUUCUGGUUUUGUCCCAGAGUUUGAGUCUGUCAAGUUCCAUAGUCAAAGUUUAAAUAUUUAAAAUAUUUACAGUGUCCUGUAUCCAAAAACUCCCACAUGAUGUGGAGGUUUGUUUGAUGCAAAGGCAGGUGCCGGAUGUGUGACUGCUUCAGUAGUGUGAGAACAUGAGCAGAGCUGGUGGAAUUAAAGGAACUGUUAAAAGAACGUGGUCCUCUACAGGGUCUCCAUAGUUCAGGUAAUUCUCCCUCCACAAAAUAAAGUCUGGCUGAGGAAGUCUGUACAUAAGUAUUUAAAAUAACAUGUUGAAAUGUCUUUGCCGCCUUUGCAAUCCAACAGCUUAUGUGAUCCUCUGUUGUGAAGAAAAUGAAUGUGACAAUCAU
Sphaeramia orbicularis (orbiculate cardinalfish) is the source of this 3236-nucleotide messenger RNA. It is a transcript of the gene prkar2ab, whose product is annotated as protein kinase, cAMP-dependent, regulatory, type II, alpha, B. The transcript has 18 exons. Gene Ontology annotation, cellular component: cAMP-dependent protein kinase complex; cytosol. The record is from RefSeq and is a predicted model, not a curated record. Lineage: Eukaryota; Metazoa; Chordata; Actinopteri; Kurtiformes; Apogonidae. Bases 124 to 1926 code for a protein of 600 amino acids. Gene Ontology annotation, molecular function: cAMP binding; protein kinase A catalytic subunit binding; cAMP-dependent protein kinase inhibitor activity. Gene Ontology annotation, biological process: negative regulation of cAMP-dependent protein kinase activity.